Molecule: messenger RNA, 1437 nt
Organism: Camelina sativa (false flax)
Lineage: Eukaryota; Viridiplantae; Streptophyta; Magnoliopsida; Brassicales; Brassicaceae
Product: F-box/FBD/LRR-repeat protein At1g51370-like
Molecular function (GO): protein binding
Source: RefSeq, a predicted model, not a curated record
ACCACUGGAAAAGUCAUCAAUUGACAGUAGCAGUAAGAAAGGCGAUAAAAGAAGUCACUUCGACGCGAGGACUGUCGAGAAAGACGAAUAGGUUUGAUCUGCCGGUGGUAAAAGUCCACUCUGAUUAGUUAGUGUUAAAGAUAGAGAGAGCAAUGGUGGAUAGAAAGAAGAAAACCAAAAUAUGUGACAAACUAAAAGUGUCACAUAAGGAAGAAGAAGAUAGGAUUAGCCAGUUACCGGAACAUUUGAUAUCUGAAAUACUUUAUCAUCUCUCUACAAAGGAUGCUGUCAGAACAAGCGUUUUGUCUACCAGAUGGAGAUAUCUUUGGCAAUCUGUUCCUGGAUUGGACUUAAGCUCCUACGAAUUCUCAAAGUUUGAUGCCUUUGCGAGUUUUGUUGAAAGGUUUUUUAUUUCCCAUAGGGAGUCAUGGAUUCGGAAACUCAGCUUAAGUUAUUAUAAUAGAGAUAAGAUACCCCUGAGUUUAUAUACCUGUGAGACACUGGUACACUUACAACUCUGUAAUGUAACCAUGUGUAAUGCUGAGUUUGUUUCCUUACCUUGUCUGAAGUUCAUGUAUUUAGGGAAUAAUAAGUAUCGCAACGAGACCACCUUGCAGAAACUUAUCUCAGGCUCCCCAGUUCUGGAACAUUUAACCAUCACCAGAGCUCCAACUUAUGAUGAUGCAAAUGUUGUACAAGUGCGCUCUCACACCCUAAAGACAGCCUAUAUAUGCGAGUUUGCUGAAGUUUUGAUUGAUGCACCUCUACUGCAGUCUUUGAAGGCUACGGUCUCCUCAACAAUGAACUUUCAGAUCGUCAAUUUGGGUUCCUCUGCCAAACUAGAUUUUGAUUUAAGCCAUAUGAGAUGCAGUAGUAGCAUGAUUCAUGACAUCCUCACCUGCGUACCAUUGGUGAGGGAGCUAGUUAUUAGUAAUGGUAUUAGGAAGGAAAUCUUUCAAUACUCGAAACCGGGACCACUGUUUCAGUUUCGUGACCUAUCCCGCUUGAAUGUUGAAUUUUCUAAAUUUGAUCUUGCAACGUUGCCAACCCUUCUUCAGAGCUGCCCAAAACUAGAAUCUUUAGUUAUGAAAUUGGUUAAGGACCGAUCCAUGUGUGGUAAGAAGAAUACAGAACUAAAGGUGAUGUUUUCAACAACAGUGCCUCAUUGUUUGGUAUCAUCGCUCAAGGUAGUGGAAUGGAGACGUUCAAUCGCAGUGUACGAAGGAGAAUUGGAGCUAGUAAGAUAUUUCUUGAAGAAUUCGAAAAUCCUGGAGAAACUAAAGCUCGAUGUUUACUAUGCCGGAAAGUCUAAGUGUGCCUUCCUUCAAGAACUCCUUACGAUGCCAAGAUGCUCUAGCGUCUGUGAACUCCAUUGUUCUGUGAUUCCUAAGAAUAUCUAUUGUUGAACAUUUCAUUUAUCUUUUUUUUUUUUUUUUU